Messenger RNA from Ixodes scapularis (black-legged tick), 2335 nucleotides. RefSeq lists its product as uncharacterized. Lineage: Eukaryota; Metazoa; Arthropoda; Arachnida; Ixodida; Ixodidae. The transcript is spliced from 5 exons. Gene Ontology annotation, molecular function: monocarboxylic acid transmembrane transporter activity. Bases 397 to 2094 code for a protein of 565 amino acids. The record is from RefSeq and is a predicted model, not a curated record. Gene Ontology annotation, biological process: transmembrane transport.
GUUAACUCCAGGCCUGGCCACGAGACCGGCGGGAGAAGCGCGCGGCGCAACAGCGCGAGGAGGCCUUGCACUCGUCACGGCUCGCCCGCCCCGCGUAGAUGCGGCGGGAACAGUCGCAGAGGACGCUCGCCCGCUACCACCACGGCAUUCCCUUUCGCUCUCCUCCAUUGGUGACGCGGCACGCGACGACAUCGACGACGUCUCCCUGAGUACACCGGACUACAACCGGUCUGACAGCAGAACUUACCCGUCGCUCGUAGACGGCACGUGGGGAGUCGGCCGGCAUCUUGCUCCAAGGACUUCGCCAGGUUACGUGCUGCCAGGUAGGGACUCGGAAUUCGGCAGGUCCGGGUUCGAGAGUACUCCCUCCUCGCUGAACGGCGCCCGAGCAGCGCGAUGGGACUCUCCAAGAAGCCCGCACUGCGCCACCGCCAGAUGCACGGCCUCCUUAUCGUGGCCGCAGUCUUCUGGAUCAACCUGUUCGUUCUGGGCUUCUUCCGCGCCGGAGGCGUCCUCUACGUUGCCAUGGUGCGAACAUUCGAGUGCAGCUACGAGAAGGCUUCCUGGCCCUUCAGUCUCGCAGGGGCUACCCUCUGCAUGACCGGACCCUUCGCAAGUGCUUUGAGCAGACUGCUCUCGAUUCGAUUGAUUGUCACGAUUGGAGCGCUGAUCACUUCCGUCGCCAUCAGCUGCUGUUUUUUUGCCGACGAGAUCGUCACGGUUGUUAUCCUCCUAGGCAUAGUCUAUGGCAUCGGGACCGGGCUUAUCUGCAAUCUGACGCCUCUCCUGCUGACCCAGUGCUUCGAGAAGCACCGUGCCAUCGCAUGCGGAGUGGCCUAUUCCGGUUCCACUAUUGGUUCCUUCUUCUGGCCGGCCCUUCUGGAGUACCUCAUCCAUCAAUACGGACUUCGGGGCUCUCUGCUUAUCUACGGCGCCAUAAUCUUACACGGGGUCCUGGGAGCCAUCCUUCUGCGACCCUUCGCCAAAGUUCCCCAGGCAGAAGCAGACGCACCAAAAUUUUCCCAAAAAGGUGACACAGACGUCUUGGAGCCUCUUCAAAAGUGCCAGAGCGUCGACUUCCAGCCCAUGCACAAUGGUAGCUCAAAUCUCCCCACGCAGUUCACCGGUAGACGGAUUUCUUCUCACGCAUCUCUCGCGUCUGCUACAGAAGAGACCGACAACAUAUCUACUUGUGCAAUAUCUGUGUCGAACAUGUGCAUGGUGCUGUCCGAUGGUGAUCGCCGGUUCAGCAGAGAUGAGCAGACAGGACCCGUUCUCAAAAAGAAGUGCACGUCCGUGAGCAGCUGCGACAAACUGAGGGGAUCCAGCGGUUUUCUGCAUUCUAGACGGAGCUCAGCAGAGACUGCAGUGCACGAAGGCUCCGUAGCUGCUGCCCAGGAAAAAGAAGUGCCAGAGAACGACAACGGAGCCGUUUCGUGGUGUUCCACCGUCAUACGUGUUGUGCAGCGGGACCUUCAGUUGCUGCGUAACCAAUACUUUAUUUUCGUGACUAUUUCGGCGGUAGGGUUUUUCUUCGUGUUUACUACAUUCAUAAUCAUCAUUCCGGACUACGCCACAGACCAGGGCCUGACGCCCAGUGAUGGUGUGUUUUUGUUGUCCGUGUACGGAAUCUCGGACCUUCUUAGCAAGCCCAUUCCUGGCCUCUUGGCUUACAAUAACCUCUUGAGCAACAAGGGGAUCUUCAUAUCCGGCGGCUUCAUCACGGGACUAAUCAUGAUGGUCAUGCCGUUUAUGCACAGCUAUUGGUCUUUCGUUGUGAUGACCUUAUUAUUUGGCCUCAUGACCGGAGGACUCAUUUUCAUGUCUCCCGUCCUACUCACCGAGUUUCUGGGACCCCAGCUGGCGGUAAUGGCCUUCGGUUUAUCCAACCUCUUCAUCGGGCUAGCCUCACUUAUGAGACCCUUCAUCAUAGGAUACUUCAAGGACAACUGGAACAGCUACAACGGCUUGUUUUACACCAUGGCCGGCGCGUGCAUCUUUUCCUCUCUCAUUUGGUUCGUGGAUCCCAUCUUAACCAAAAUGCAAACACGGAGAGAUAAAAAAGCCGACUGCGAGAAGCCUCAAGCCGUGUGAUCGGGUGGUCGUCGACUCAUCGCCAACUCGUGACGCCAAGAGAAGAAAAGUGGAGACACGGAGAUGAAGUGUUUCAAAACAGACUUCUGCAAUGCUUGGUCGAGCAUUCACAUUCUCAUUUUCGCAAUGUUGUGAUAUCUGCGAGCGAUUCGUCAACCUAGACCAUGACACUGUAGACACAGGCGAUCUGUUGAAUGUUCAACACUGGAGGAAAAAAAAAUGAAGACCCGAGUUUUUCACA